GUCAUCAGCUGUCAAAAUGGCGACCUCGUUGAGAGAAAAACAAAUAAUUUCUCUGAAAAGAAUGCUUAAUUUCAAUGUUACUGUAAACAAAUCAACGAAUGCUGAGCCUCAGUGGAAGAUCCUGGUGUAUGACCGUUUCGGACAGGACAUCAUUUCUCCCCUACUUGGUGUAAAAGAGCUGCGAGACCUCGGUGUGACGCUUCACUUAAAUCUCCACUCGGAUCGUGAUUCCAUCCCAGAUGUACCGGCUGUCUACUUUGUCAUGCCGACUGAGGAUAACGUUCAGCGAAUCUGUAGAGACUUACAAAAUCAGCUGUAUGAGAGUUAUUAUCUUAACUUCAUUUCAGCCAUCCCCCGACAAAGAUUGGAAGAGCUGGCAAAUGCUGCGAUACAUGCAAAUACUGUGCCACAGAUUUCCAAAGUAUUUGACCAAUAUCUUAAUUUCAUUUCACUUGAAGAUGACAUGUUCACUCUGCGUCAUCAAGAUAGAGACAGCAUAUCAUACUAUGCUAUAAACAAAGGAGACGUAAAGGAUACAGAAAUGGAACAGAUCAUGGACACUAUUGUCGAUAGCUUGUUUUCAGUAUUUGUAACACUAGGAACUGUGCCUAUCAUCAGAAGUCCAAGAGGAAAUGCUGCAGAAAUGGUAGCAGAGAAGCUUGACAAGAAACUUCGAGAAAACCUGAGAGAUGCUCGCAAUAGUUUUUUUACAAGCGAUAGUAUUCAAGCUGGCCAGUUUAGCUUUCAAAGACCACUGUUAGUGCUAUUAGAUAGAAAUCUUGACAUUGCAACUAUGUUGCACCAUACAUGGACAUAUCAGGCUCUGAGUCAUGAUGUGCUGGACUUGAAACUGAACAGAGCUGAAAUUGAAGAAGUUGGUGAGUCUAAGUCCCAAGGAAGUCCAAGACCGUCAAAAAAGAAAAAGAGCUAUGACCUUUGUCACUCUGAUCGCUUUUGGUUGAGCCAGAAAGGGAAUCCCUUCCCAGAAGUAGCUGAAGCUGUGCAAGAAGAACUAGAUGCUUACAGAGCAAAGGAAGAUGAAGUGAAGAGUUUAAAAGCUGCCAUGGGGGUGGAAGGUGAAGAUGAAGGGGCAAUAAGCAUGUUGUCCGACAACACCGCAAGACUAACAUCAGCAGUGAGCUCCCUUCCUGAGCUGCUUGAAAAGAAAAGGCUUAUUGACAUGCAUACAAACAUUGCUACAGCUUUGCUUGAUCAGAUAAAAACUAGAAAACUUGAUGUCUACUUUGAAACUGAAGAAAAGCUUAUGAGCAAAGCUGUUCUUGACAACUUGAUGGAGAUCAUAUCUGAUCCUGAGGCAGGAACCCCAGAAGACAAAGUUAGACUAUUCCUUAUUGCUCUAAUUUGUGGUCCAACAAUGAGCGAUGUUCAGAUCGACCAGUACUGUGUUGCUCUUCAGGGUGCAAACUGUGACAUCUCCUCUAUUCAGUAUAUACGGAGAUGGAAAUCAUACACAAAAAUGACUGCAGCUCCCAGUCAGUAUGGAGGCGGUGGAACUAAAACUGUGAACAUGUUCUCCAAAUUGAUGUCCCAAGGUUCACAGUUCUUGAUGGAGGGAGUCAAGAAUCUGGUCAUCAAAAAACAUAACUUGCCAGCUACAAGGAUUGUUGAUGCCCUGAUGGAACUGAAAACGAUGCAGGAUAUUGAGGACUUUCGCUACUUUGAUCCCAAACUUCUCCGUGCUGAUUCUUCAGUCCCUAGAAACAAAUCCCCAUUUCAAGAAGCCUAUGUGUUCGUUAUUGGAGGUGGAAAUUACAUAGAGUACCAGAAUCUUGUUGAUUAUGCCAAAGCAAAGUCUACAACAUCCCCGAAGAGAGUUGUGUACGGAUGCAGUGACAUCUCAAAUGCCUCACAGUUUUUGAAACAGUUAUCAACACUAGGACAAGAAAUGUGAUAUAAAUUCUGUGCUAAAAAUGAACCAAUUCAAUAAUUUUCUAAAAGGAAAUAACUUAUUCUACUAAGGUCAUGAGAAUAAUGUUGGAACAGCAAUAUUUAAGCACUUAAUCAUUGCUUUCCAAUUUUUUAGCUCUUCUGGCCAAAGGCCAGAAGAGCUUAUGCGAUGGUAAUGUGUAUGUAGUAUGUGCAUCCGUGCGCCUGUGCAUCUGUAAACAAUUGCUUGUGAACACGAUACAGUCUUCAGUUUUGAUUAUAUCUCGAUGAAACUUGUACAGUAUCUAGAUAUCCAUUAGAGCUCGGUUUCUUUCGAAAACCAGCCAGAUCCGCCCAUGCAUGCCUAUAUUAUGGCCCUUGAUAGUAUAAAAAAAUGCUAUUGUGUAAACAAUUGGUUGUGAACAUGAUACAGUCUUCAUUUUUGAUUGGAUCUCGAUGAAACUUGUACAGUAUCUAGAUAUCCAUUAGAGCUCGGUUCUUUUCGAAAAUCAGCCAGAUCCGCCCAUGCAUGCCUAGAUGAUGGCCCUUGAUAGUAUAAAAAAAAUGCUAUUGUGUAAACACUAGCUUGUGAACACGAUACAGUCUUCAGUUUUGAUUGUAUCUCGAUGAAACUUGUACAGUAUUUAGAUAUCCAUUAGAGCUCGGUUCCUUUCGAAAACCAGCCAGAUCCGACCAUGCAUGCCUAGAUUAUGGGCCUUGAAAGUAUUAUAAAAUCAGUUCGUCUGUAAACAAUUGCUUGUGAACAUGAUUCAGUCUUCAGUUUUGAUUGUAUCUCGAUGAAACUUGUACAGUAUUUAGAUAUCCAUUAGAACUUGGUUCCUUUUGAAAACCAGCCAGAUCUGCCCAUGCAUGCCUGGAUUAUGGUCUUGAAAGUAUAAAAAAUGCUAUUUUUAGCCAAGUCUACAUGAGCGAAGUCUAUUUUUAGCCAAGUUUACAUGUAAAGUCACAAUUGCUUGUGAAGGUUUGUUCAAAUUGUGCCCCUGGGGUCAUUACUGCCCCCCCACGGAGAUUGUCCCGCAAGGGACCAGUGCGGCAAAUGCAAACGACCUCGACAACGUUGGCAGAGGCCCAGGGAAGAGUUCUCUUUUCUUUGAAAGGGACGGACUCCCCCCUUUCCCUUAAAUUGGGAAAUAUUAAAAACCUUUUUGUCUGAAACCACUAUGCAAAUCCUUGCUUUUUAAUGAAAUUUUGAGUGAACAGUUUUGCAAACAAGCAUUAAUGUUGUCCUCGGAUGUCCUUGACUUUGACCUUUGACCGACUUUUUAUUUUUAAAGCUACAGAAAUGAAAUUUUGACGAUGAGUACAGUUUUGAAAGCAAAUAUUUUUUACCCCCAGAUUACCUUUACUUGGCACAUAUUAAAACAGUUCAUGCAACUAAUCUGCUUACAACACUUCCUGUCCUCAGAUGUUGAACGUGCAGCGUUUUCAGCUAACCCAAACACUAAAAGUGAACUAUAUAUUUGUUGCCUAUUACUCAAAUGUACAUGCUCUGGAUUGAAAAUGACCACAAGAGCCAUGCCAGUAGAGCAUAGGCCCUUUUGGGCCUCUUGUUUAAAUUAUGUGCUUCAUACUCAGGGCUCUCACUAGGCUGAAAAUUUUGGGAGAAGUGACUUCUCCCUUCAGCCAAUUUAGGGAGAAGUGGGGAGACUUUAAGGAGAAGUGAUAUUUGUAACACCUGAUACAAAAACUAUGCCAUGCCAUUCACCUAAGUUUAUAUUCACAUAAAAUUGAUUGCUAUAACUAUAUAAAAUGUUCAUUAAAUAAUUGUAUCAUUUUUGGCUCAGCAAAAAGCAUCUAAAAUGAAACAAACAAAAAAAGACAGCUUAGGUUUUGAAAUAAUCAAAAUGACCUAAAUUAACUGUCAAUAUAGUAGAGGGACGAAUCUUGUUUUGGUACGUUCGGGAUGGGUACGAAUGUCACAUUUAGCUAUGCUGUUAUUUACUUGUCUCUUGCUAAAUAAUUUUAAAUAUGCUAACAUUUAAAAACCAAAUGACAUUUAAAUCACUGUCCUUGAUUAAAAAUUUACCAAUACAUAAUGGGAGGUUGAAAAAUUAACUCGGAAAAUUGUUCUGACAAAAUGGCGACCUCGCCGAAUUUUUUUGACAUCGUAAACUGUGACAGGAGAAAAUCACUGUAUAAAGUAAACUCUACAUACAGCAAAAAAAAAAAAUGUGUUUACAAAUCAAUUUUUAUCAUUUCACAAAAAACAAUCAAAUAUUUGGUGAUACGUCAUGUUAUUGAUUUUCUUAGCGCCUACUUGCCGAGAUGGCUAUAUUACCGUCUGCUUCAAAAGCAACAAUGUUUUAAUGUCUUGCAUUGUUUGUUCAAUACAUAUAUAUUAAUUACUUUUUAACUUCAUUAAUGCUUGACACGAUUUUCCAUAAUUAGGUUGCCUUUUCUAUCUCAUUUUAACGAACUUAUAUCAUUUGAUCAUGGUCUUCUCAAAGUACAUUCUGAUUGGUUAACUUUCAAUAGCUCCGCCUACUGGCGAUGUUUUGGUAAUUGGAUGACACGGCCCAAUUAUCGGAUUAGGAGAUUACCAAUUUGUACGAAUGACUUAUUGCCUGUUUUGACUAAUUUGACAAUGGCAAAAUACUCGCUGAUUGACAGAUUUACAAUGUGCUAAGAUUUUCGGCGAAGUGAAUAUCGCUUUGAUGUUACAAAUGGGCGAAGUCUGGGAAUUUUAGGCGACCACUUCGCCCAAGUCGCCCCCUCGCGAGAGCCCUGAUACUUUUUGUGUCAAGAAAUAUAUAAAAACAAUUAUAAAAUCAAUUCAUUGAUUAUAAAAUUAUACUGUAUGUUGACUAAUUUAUUGAAAUUGUUACCUAAACUUAUUGUACUGUACAUUGCUUUUUUGUUCUUUUUGCCUUCAAUAUAUGAGCCCUGAUCAUUUUGGCCCUUCAGACAUGCAUUGUAUUUUCUUGUUUUAUUUGAUAUUUCAAUUCAGUGACAUUUCAGCAAGGAAAAUUUAGUACUUCUUAACAUUGUAUGAUAUAAUCCAAUUGUGAAAAAUACAUCUGUAAAGAAAUGAUGUAAUAAUGCCUUUCAAUUAAAGUUCCAAAGUAUAAUACAUUUUUUCAUAAUUUGUAAGUAUUAUGUUUUAAGGCCUUAUGUCAUACAAGUUAAAACUUGACCGUUACUGUGUACACCAAUGGUUUGGACAUUUUUUUUUAUUCAUUCAUUUAAAACCCAAAAUAAUAAAUAGGAUGUUUAUAAGCU
Molecule: messenger RNA, 5127 nt
Organism: Mya arenaria
Lineage: Eukaryota; Metazoa; Mollusca; Bivalvia; Myida; Myidae
Product: sec1 family domain-containing protein 1-like
Exons: 1
Coding region: 17-1912 (631 amino acids)
Biological process (GO): intracellular protein transport; endoplasmic reticulum to Golgi vesicle-mediated transport
Cellular component (GO): Golgi membrane; cytosol
Molecular function (GO): syntaxin binding
Source: RefSeq, a predicted model, not a curated record